AUGGGAGUGGACAAACCUGACGUUCGCUUUGUGAUCCAUCACGACACACCCAAGUCACUCGAGGACUACGUACAAGAGACUGGUCGCGCGGGUCGUGAUGGUUUGGCAGCCGAUUGUCUUCUCCUAUACUCUUGGCAGGAUGUACAACGCGCACUAUUUCACGCCAAUCAUCCCGCGGAAUCCGAUGCAGUCAUCGCGAACAGAGUGGCGGCCGAGGACCUCAAUACUAGGAAAGCCCUAUCCAUGUCUCGGUACGCGUACGAGACCACAGUGUGCCGCCAUGUUCUAUUGCUGCAUUACUUCGGUCCUUCGGAGCCUACUUCCACGCAUGCUCGUUGCGAGACUGCCUGUGAUAACUGUAUCCGCGGACGGUACCUGACUCAGCGGGUAGUCACCGGGGUCGCCCGGUCUCUAUUGAACCUCUUUAGCUCUCAGGCUAUAAGGGAUAGCGGCGCGCACAAGUACGAGCACAUCAUCAACACUAUCCGCGGAAGCAACGGAAAGCAAACGCUUCCUGGCGCUCGGCGUCUACCGGGGUUUGGUGCCGCUAAAAAGGUUCCUCUUCACAUAGUUCAGGCAGUCAUGAACGCACUUCUGGCCCGCGGCGUUUUACGCGCGGUAUCAGUGACUUCCGACCGGGCGGGGAAUCCACAAUGGAGCACGCGGCUCAAGUACGAGUUAGGACCACGCACUCUCGAAUCGGAGCUUCAGGAGGACACCGAAACAGGUCAAGGCAUGAUCCUCAGGUCAUUCACCGAACACAGUGUACUUAUCGGCGAAGGCGGCUUCGGAGACCCCCUCAGCGACGACGAGGAAUUAGCAGAUGAUGGAUUUCGCUCAUCGGAGGCUGAUGAUGCCGGCGUUAUCUCCGAAUUCGGCGAUAUCUCCGAACUCGGCGGUAUCUUCAGUGUCCGUAAGGGCAAACAACCUGAGCGUUCUCGGGAUGUUACAAGUUGUUGCGUACUGUCAACGGCAUCGGCAAAGCGCGCUCGCGACUCCGAUAAGGCUACGGAGUCGGAGCACCUCGAGCGAACGAACAGAGCGGCGGGCACCUCCACAGCUUGGGGAAUAACCUCGGACCGAGCGAGCGUAUCUCCGCUAGCAACGACAUCUCCGUCGCGUCUCCUGCCCGAAACGAUUGCUCGCAGCUCACGCCCUCGUCUCAGCGCAACCGAGGUGAUCGACAUCAGUGAGGAUGAAGACGGUGGCACCCUCAGAAUCUCGUCUUCCUCGCUUGCCGCUUCCAUCCCACGUCGCAAGCGUGCUCGAACGACAAGUUCGGACACGAAUAUUGCUCCGCACCACACGCUAUCGAGAAUGCAGAUCCUGGAGGGUGUCCGCCGCUCAGUACUCAGUCAGUAUGGCGAACGGCAUAGUAUAUUCGUCGACCAGGAUGUCCUGAGUGACCAAGCGUUGAUUGCCUUGGUCUCUGAAAGACCAGUAGACGGACAAGCCUUUGUCUCUGUACUGAGAUCAUGCGGGGAGCCGGAGCCCGAGAAGAAAUGGACACGAUAUGGUGUCCACUUUCGCAAAGCUGUGAAGAGUCGUCAGUUCGAGGAGGCCUGA
Messenger RNA from Peniophora sp. CBMAI 1063, 1566 nucleotides. The record is from the annotation of a GenBank genome assembly. NCBI's taxonomy places the organism in Eukaryota, Fungi, Basidiomycota, Agaricomycetes, Russulales, Peniophoraceae.